Phlebotomus papatasi is the source of this 1579-nucleotide messenger RNA. RefSeq names its product proton-coupled amino acid transporter-like protein CG1139. The coding region runs from base 134 to 1006 and encodes 290 amino acids. Gene Ontology annotation, cellular component: vacuolar membrane. The transcript has a single exon. The record is from RefSeq and is a predicted model, not a curated record. Gene Ontology annotation, molecular function: amino acid transmembrane transporter activity. NCBI's taxonomy places the organism in Eukaryota, Metazoa, Arthropoda, Insecta, Diptera, Psychodidae. Gene Ontology annotation, biological process: amino acid transmembrane transport.
UAAAUCCGUAAGGAAGUCAAGUAGUCUCUCAGUCAGAACAUUUUGGGAAAAUUGGGGAAAUCAGUGGCAAAACAAACAAAUCCAGUGCUAGAUUUUCUGUUAAUUGAUUGUGAAGUGAAAAUUGCCCACGAAGAUGUCCAGUGGAAAUUACGAUCCCCAUUUGCAUCGUGAGGGGUCGAAUAGAUUGUCUAGUUCUGCUGCAUUGGUGCAUAUCCUGAAGGCAAUAAUGGGUUCAGGAAUUCUCGCCAUGCCAGAUGCUAUGAAAAAUUGCGGCUACAUUGGUGGAUCUGUGGGAACGGUGUUAAUCACUGUUCUUAUUCUAUGUUGCAUCCAUAUGCUCGUGAGGUGUUCAUAUGUUAUUUGCAAGAAACAUAGAGUUCCAAUUAUGUCUUACGCAGAAACAGUUAAAGCUGCGGUAGUCGAUGGACCGCCUUGGCUCAGGCCAUACGCCAACUGCUUCCACCAUCUCGUCAAUAUAUUCCUCAUUUUUGCACAAAUAGGAAUAUGUUGCAUCUAUGUGGCUUUUACGGCGGAGAAUCUACGAAAAAUUAUCAUGUCUGAGUUAGAUUUUCAUAUGGACCUGAGACUCUACAUGUUAGCUCUUCUUGUGCCUUUCAUCCUCCUUUGCUUCAUCCGCAAUCUGAAGUACCUAGCACCCAUUUCCAUGGUAGCCAACGUCCUCACCAUCGUUGGACUCAGCAUAGUCCUCUACUAUAUCUACAGAGAUGGCCUUUCCUUCGAAGAUCGCCAGGCUUUUAGUCCAAUCUCCCAAUGGCCAUUGUUUGUUGGUACAGUCUUCUUCACCCUUGGAGCAAUUGGAGUGGUAGUCUCAGUUGAAUACGACAUGGAGACACCUCAAGAUUUCGGAGGAUUAUUCGGUAUUAUGAAUAUUGCUAUGUCAAUCGUAUCACUCCUCGGUAUCUUUAUUGGAGUUAGUGGGUACCUCAAGUACGGUGAAGAUAUCAAGGGUAGUGUCACCCUCAACUUCCCCACAGAGGAAAUGUAAGAAAGAUACCCAGAAUCCAAAUUACCUUCAACUAAUUCACCUGUUCUCCUUUACAUUUUAGCUUAUCAAAAUCAGUUACACUUGUCUAUGCUCUAGCAAUUUUUACCACAUACCCUCUGCAGGCCUACGCUGCCAUCCACAUAAUGUGUGAUUACUUGAAGAAACACUACAAGGAAGAUACAAAUAUGUACAAAAUUUGGGAUUAUUCCAUCCGAGCAGCUUUCGUGACAGUCACAACCUUAUUGGCAAUUGCAGUGCCCAAUCUUGCAUUAAUCAUCUCAAUAAUGGGGGCUCUUUGUAUGACCAUGACUGGAUUCUUUUUUCCAGCCAUUGUGGAAAUCUGCGUCAUGUACUCUGAACAUGGUGUCAAAUGUGGCUAUAUCAGUCGCGAUUUAUUAAUAAUCCUUCUAGGUGUAAUUGGAUUUGCUUCUGGAAUCUAUGUUGCCAUCCGAAGCAUUUAAGCGUAAACGAACGACUAUAGGAAAUCUUACUUUGUGGAAAUAAACUUAAUAUCACCUAAAUAAUUUUUUAAUCAAAUUUCUUGGUGAAAUUAUUAUUUAGGGGAAAGCUGUG